UGUGUGUGUGUGUUGGCGUUGAUUUUGCUUGCAGCACUCAUUUGCUGCAAGAGGAAGAUGGCUGACGCUACAGAGGUGGACGCAAAUGAACUCAGCAAAAAGUCUGGUCAUUGACUGGUGUAGCACAGUAGGUCAUCCUGCCUCACCAUGCUGACUCUGGUGGUCAGAACUGCCAGGCACCAGGUGUGCCAAGCCUUUGGGGUCAGGGCUCAGGGGGUAAAGUUCGCUCUCCCCAGUGCAGCGUCAGUCCCAGCUUUAAUUCAGGGGAAUCGCUGGCGAGGUGACAAAAGUGAGCUGAAGAGGCGAAUGAAAGCUGAGAAGAAGGCAUCUGAGAAGGAAGCCAAAGUCAAAGUGCAGGUUGAGCAGAAGGAGACCAAUGGCCAGGCAGAUCAGAAUGCAGAUGAGGAGACCCUGGACCCUAACCAAUACUUUAAGAUCCGCACUCAAGCCAUCCAGGCUCUGAAGGGCACGGCAGAGGACCCAUACCCUCACAAGUACAAUGUAGAUCUGUCGCUCACAGAGUUCAUUGAGAAAUACAACCACCUACAGCCUGGAGACCAGCUAACAGACAUUGUCCUCAAUGUAGCAGGUCGUGUCCAUGCCAAGAGAGAGUCUGGGGCCAAGCUAAUCUUCUAUGACUUGCGAGGGGAAGGCGUCAAGCUGCAAGUUAUGGCAACCAACAGGAGCUACAAGUCUGAGGAGGAGUUUGUGCGCAUCAACAACAAGCUGCGGCGUGGUGACAUCAUUGGUGUUCGUGGUAAUCCAGGGAAGACCAAGAAGGGCGAACUGAGCAUCAUUCCCAUAGAGAUGACCCUGCUUUCACCUUGCUUGCACAUGCUGCCCCACCUACACUUUGGUCUCAAGGACAAGGAAACACGAUUCCGUCAGCGAUACCUGGAUCUGAUUCUCAAUGACUAUGUGAGGCAGAAGUUUGUAACACGUGCCAAGAUCAUCACUUACCUCCGCAGCUUCCUGGACGGGCUGGGAUUCCUGGAGAUUGAGACGCCCAUGAUGAACCUGAUUCCUGGUGGGGCUGUGGCCAAACCCUUUGUGACCUACCAUAAUGACCUAGACAUGAACCUUUACAUGAGGAUUGCUCCUGAGCUCUACCACAAGAUGCUUGUGGUUGGGGGGUUUGACAGAGUGUAUGAAAUUGGACGGCAGUUCAGAAACGAAGGCAUUGACCUCACCCACAAUCCAGAGUUCACCACCUGCGAAUUCUAUAUGGCCUAUGCAGAUUACUAUGACUUGAUGGAUAUCACAGAGAAGCUUCUCUCGGGGAUGGUCAAGCACAUCACUGGAGAGUACAAAGUGAAGUAUCAUCCAGAGGGUCCAGAGGGCCCGACCUAUGAGAUCGACUUCACUCCUCCCUUCAGGAGGGUCAGCAUGACGCACGACCUGGAGAAGGAGAUGGGCGUCAAGUUCCCAGCUGCUGACACCUACGACAGUGACGAGACCCGUACAUUCUUUGAUGAACUGUGUGCCCAGAAAGGAGUGGAGUGCCCUCCUCCUAGAACUACUGCCCGCCUCCUUGACAAGUUGGUGGGAGAUUUCCUGGAAGUCACGUGUAUCAACCCCACGUUCAUCUGUGACCACCCACAGAUCAUGAGCCCCCUGGCCAAAUGGCACCGGUCAGAGAAAGGCCUGACGGAGCGUUUUGAGCUGUUUGUAUUGAAGAAGGAGAUCUGUAAUGCCUACACUGAGUUGAACGACCCUAUCAGGCAGAGGGAGCUCUUUGAGCAACAGGCUAAGGCCAAGGCAGAGGGUGAUGAUGAGAGCAUGUCCGUUGAUGAGACUUUCUGCACGGCACUAGAGUAUGGCCUGCCACCAACUGCUGGCUGGGGCAUGGGCCUUGACCGUCUUACCAUGUUCCUCACAGACUCCAACAACAUUAAGGAGGUGCUGUUCUUCCCUGCCAUGAAGCCUGAUGACAACAAGACAGCCCCUCUCACAGAGGGCACCUCUGUGUAGUAUUGUGACCUCGCCUGCUGGCAGAUCUCUGCAGGGGUUGGCAUGGUGAUGAAGCCUGGGUAAAUAAUCUGAUUGGUCUGUUGGUCUCACUGUGUGUUCCGGUGGUGUUGAAUGUUAUUCAUUUUAUCAUAUGGUUUGAAUGUUACAAUCUGCAUUAUUAAGGGAAAUAAGUUACUUUUAAAAAUUAUUUUUCCACCUUUACAUAGUUGAAACAUUCAAUUGUGUGCUGUUUUGCCUUGUAUUACUUUGCGGUUUUGUCUCUUUUAGAGUGGUGGACAUCCAAGCCCAAUGUAAUGUCAGUGAAUGAGGGUUUCUGGACAUGUUAGUGUUGUGUUAUUGUAUGCCAUACAGUCAACGACUUAUUUUUACAAAUUCUAUGUUCACCCAUACAACUGCCAUUGUCACAAUAAUAAAAUGACAAAAGUGAAUCUGUA
Oncorhynchus keta (chum salmon) is the source of this 2405-nucleotide messenger RNA. RefSeq names its product lysine--tRNA ligase-like. The record is from RefSeq and is a predicted model, not a curated record. Gene Ontology annotation, cellular component: cytoplasm; mitochondrion; nucleus. Gene Ontology annotation, molecular function: lysine-tRNA ligase activity; ATP binding; tRNA binding. The transcript is spliced from 15 exons. NCBI's taxonomy places the organism in Eukaryota, Metazoa, Chordata, Actinopteri, Salmoniformes, Salmonidae. Gene Ontology annotation, biological process: positive regulation of macrophage activation; basophil activation involved in immune response; diadenosine tetraphosphate biosynthetic process. The coding region runs from base 148 to 1971 and encodes 607 amino acids.